AUGACUUUCGAAGCUGACUUUUCACCAGCUCCUCACGAACAUCAACAUCAACUUCUCGAACACCGCAUACCACUCGCCGCUCUCCUCUUCACAAGCAUUGGUCCCGCGAAGACACGGCCUCGGGAAGUCUCUUCCACAUACACAGCACUCUUGUCGUAUCUAUACCUCACUCUUGUGGCGGAGCUGUCAAAUGUGGUACACUUUAUAUACAGUGUACCGCAUCACAUGCGCGACUGUCUCAUCAAGCCACCACUGAUGUGUUGUCGAGCAGCUGUAGGUGUCACGGCCUUCCCUCCCUCGCAGAUGGACUCCUUGCACCUCACUCUCACACCUUCCAUUUGCACUGGGGUGCAGAUCCACCAGCAGACCUUCGCGGACGUUACCUCCACACCUUCACAUCUCGUCCAUCGAUGCAGUUCAGCGGUCAAGGUGAAGCUGGCGACGGCGUUCGAAGCGCAACUGAAUGAGUUACUGGGCAACAUCAAGACUACGACUGAGGAGCAACGAAACGCGGUGGAGACUCUUGAGAAAGACCAACAGGACAAGAGAAAAGCUCUGAUGGCAGAAGCCGUGGCACUAUACGGACAAUGGCACGAAUCCCGUCUGACCAUCGGUCAAAUCUACGAGCGAACGAAGAACGACCACAAGAGCGAGAAGAUGCUUCACUCAUUGUUCGAAAUCGACAAACACCGAAAGUCUUAUCUGAACACUCUUCGGACACAAUGGCAGAUGACCUUGCUCGACUUGGCAGGAAUGUUCAACAAUUGCCUUGAAACUGGAGAAUUUCUGAAGAUUCUGGCCGAGACCAGCAAAGAACUACCGCUCGAAAAGCGAGACGACGUGAUCCGACACACACUGGAAUGCAAGAAGAUACGCAUAUCAAAAGGCCGACACGACCGCAAGCUGAAGGAAUGGAGUAGCAAAGACGUCGAAAAAGCGGUUGAGAAGGUACAAAAUAAGCACACGUCACAGAGCGAGGACAAUGGAGCACAUGAUCAAGGCACAGAUUUUCAAAGCGAGGACGACGUAUCAGAAGAGCAAAACGCACGUGUGCACAGCGAGAGGGAUGAGGCUGGAGAUGAAGGCGCAGCUUCACGAAGCGAGGACAACGUGCCAGAAGAAGAGCAACGCACAGAUGUGCCAAGCGAGAGAGAUGAGGCUGCAGAUAGAGGCACAGAAGAUGGAGGUGCGAAACACAAGGAAGCGGCUGUCAGCGCAGGAGACGUGGCCUUUUCCACUGGAGCGCCGCCGCGAAUUACACCUACCCACCCACAACUGCCCUCAUCGUCCACCGAAACACCCGUCGGAUAUUCUCGCAGCCGGUCUCCCGAGCAAGGGAGAGCCGUCGCGGGGCCUAUUUCGGACCGUGAAACGCCGCCCGUCUUCGAUUCGGACGGUCCGUGGAAUGGUCAUUCGCCCACCCUAGUUGAAGCGACUGGCAGUGCGAAGCGCGGACGCGAUGACAAUCCCGAGGAUCCCCAGCCCGAGAACACCAUGAAGAAAUUGAAACCUUCACCUGCAAAGGUCUCUGGUUCCCAAACGCCUUCGUCAGACCCACAUUUCGUGCUCGAACAUCUCCGACCCGAGCAGUGGCUGAGUACAACAGGCGUUGAUGAGCUGCUGAAGCUUUUCGCACCACCACAUGUUCACAUCGUGGAUUCUGGCUACGUCGGGAGAUUACUCUCGUCCGACAAGGAGUACAAACCCCGCCGCAACUCCUUCGCCAAGAGCAGAUUGCUUGUCGUUCCCAUCUACGAUAAACCAUACCACUGGUGUUUGGGGAUCGUGGACCGUCAGCGACGAGAAGUCGAAUUCUACGACCCGCUCGCUCGCACUCCAGACCGCAGAAGCACAAAUUGGAGCGCCAAGCUGCUUGUGUUUUGCAAGACCUUGCCAGGUUACCAAGACGUCGGCCCAAUAGAGUGGACUCUUGCAGCCGCGCAGCAGGACCGUCCGAUCCAGGACGACUUUAUCAACUGCGGCAUCUUCAUUAUUCUGCACGCUAUUCGACGUAUGCAUGCAACGACUCAACUGCAGCUGCCACACCUUUUCACUGCGCGACACGCAUUCUCCCUUUGCUACAUCGCGAUACAACCCGACGUCAACGAGUUGAAACUCGCAGAAGAAUUCACUACUAAGCUCGAUAUCUCGCUACCAGUUCCCGAUGGUGCAACUGUGAUCCCUGGCAUUCAAGUUAUGCAAGCUGCUGCCGAUCUCGCCAAGAGGUACGAAGCCGCUUCGCCAGAGUGGCAACACCGGUUAUCGAUGUGUACGGAGCUUGUGGACGCACUGCGAGAGACGCUUUCUUAUUUCGAAGAGAAAGCUCGCAAGAUUGGCGAAAUCAAGGAGCGCAUGCAUGCUGCCCUUCAGCUCGACAAAGAGUAUGGUUUGGAUGUAUUGACAUGCCAACUCCACGAGGGUCAGAGUGACCGUACUGUUGAAAAGCUCAAGAAGGUCGUCCAAAGCUUGACGGCUUUGAAGAAGGCCAUUAAGCAAGAAAACGCCGAUAUUGCCAAAGCGAUGUCGUCCAUUCGCACUCCCGCCCUCCAAGUCCGCGCGCCUCCGGCAGCAACACAGACCUCCAAGUCACCGAUCGAGCCCCUAAUCCAUCUCCGAUGUGGUCGUGCCACCUAUCCGAGACUUGGACGCCGGAGAGGUUUGGAGAUGAAAGAGGUGGAAUACUGCCGGCGAGGGCGUUGA
Zymoseptoria tritici IPO323 is the source of this 2700-nucleotide messenger RNA. RefSeq lists its product as uncharacterized. The transcript has 5 exons. Gene Ontology annotation, biological process: proteolysis. The coding region runs from base 1 to 2700 and encodes 899 amino acids. Gene Ontology annotation, molecular function: cysteine-type peptidase activity. NCBI's taxonomy places the organism in Eukaryota, Fungi, Ascomycota, Dothideomycetes, Mycosphaerellales, Mycosphaerellaceae. The record is from RefSeq and is a predicted model, not a curated record.